This is a messenger RNA of Aspergillus tubingensis, 585 nucleotides long. Its product is annotated as protein kinase domain family protein. The transcript has 2 exons. The record is from RefSeq and is a predicted model, not a curated record. Bases 1 to 585 code for a protein of 194 amino acids. NCBI's taxonomy places the organism in Eukaryota, Fungi, Ascomycota, Eurotiomycetes, Eurotiales, Aspergillaceae.
AUGAGCCAACGCGGAUGGGAUCCUAAGAAGACAGUCAUCUCCGGGAGAAGAGGCUCGGACGCCAACUACGAUAUCCGCACUCCAUCAAGCUCCCAUGUCAAUGUUCGACCGAGCCCAAGCUAUUACGGCCGCAAUUUCCAGAACUCUGCACAGGGACGCUCGUCAAGCUUCGCCUACGGCGACAUUAAGGAGCCAAAAUUGCCGGAUCCAUGGGUCAAGGCACCACAGCCAUACCCAGAGCGUGUGGAAAAGGAGUACCUUGCCUACAAGGAUGCCGGAAAACAUCUGACGGCAGUCAGACGGGAGUACAACGCCACUGGUGCGAUGGGUGUUUCUGGUAACCAGGGCCCUGCCAUGCAGACUCUGAGGCAGGGUGAGCGACUGGCCACUGACAUGAUAGCCGCUGCCAAUACAGUGGCCGCAUCUCGCAGUGGCUUUGACCACAAGUAUCCAACUGCCUAUGAGAACCUAGAAAAGAAAGGCACACAUCAUGAUGAGGCCGUAAAGAACCUCAAAACUGCGAGAAACUACCGCAAUCAGAGAGAGAAGCUCCGUGGUAAGAUCAAUGCUCCACCGCGUCCCUAA